Messenger RNA from Caenorhabditis elegans, 3168 nucleotides. It is a transcript of the gene atn-1, whose product is annotated as Alpha-actinin, sarcomeric. The record is from RefSeq and is marked reviewed. Lineage: Eukaryota; Metazoa; Nematoda; Chromadorea; Rhabditida; Rhabditidae. Gene Ontology annotation, molecular function: calcium ion binding.
GUGAUGGUCGACUACUACCAACAGCCGCCAUCAUACCAUCAGCCGGGCUACGACUACACUCAACAAGAGGAAGAAUGGGACCGUGAAGGACUGUUAGAUCCAGCAUGGGAGAAACAACAGAAAAAGACAUUCACAGCCUGGUGCAACUCCCAUCUUCGCAAAGCCGGAACCUCAAUCGACACAAUUGAAGAAGAUUUCCGUAAUGGGCUCAAACUUAUGCUUCUUCUCGAAGUUAUCUCUGGAGAACCACUUCCAAAACCAGAUCGAGGAAAGAUGCGUUUCCAUAAAAUUGCCAACGUGAAUAAAGCUCUCGAGUACAUCGAAUCGAAGGGUGUCAAGUUGGUCUCCAUUGGAGCUGAGGAAAUUGUCGAUGGAAAUGUUAAAAUGACUCUUGGUCUGAUUUGGACCAUCAUUUUGAGAUUUGCCAUCCAGGAUAUUAACGUUGAAGAGCUCUCUGCUCGUGAUGGACUUCUUCUUUGGUGUCAACGCAAGACUGCUCCAUACAAUAAUGUGAAUGUGCAGAACUUCCACAACUCAUGGAAAGAUGGACUUGCCUUCUGCGCUCUCAUUCAUCGUCAUCGUCCAGAUUUGUUGGACUACAGCCAACUUCACAAGGGAGAUCCAAUUCAUAAUUUGAAUUUGGCCUUCGAUAUUGCCGAGAAGCAUCUUGAUAUUCCAAAAAUGUUGGACGCCGAAGACGUUUCACGUCAUCCGGAUGAGAAGUCCACGAUGACAUAUGUCUCGUGCUUCUAUCACGCAUUCCGUAACAUGCGUGAUCCUCCACCACCAGUUAUUCGCCAACCACCACCACAGCGUGUUGUUGUUGCUCCACCUCCAGAGAGGGAUUGGAGAAAAGAUGCGGAGACUGCUGCUAACCGUAUCUGCAGAGUUUUGAAAGUCAACCAAGAAAAUGAAAAGAUGAUGGAGGAUUAUGAAAAUUUGGCUUCUGAUCUUCUCGCCUGGAUCAAUCGCUGGAUGCCAUGGCUUGCUAACAGAUCGACUGAUGACACCCUUCAACAGGCCCAGCAAAAGCUCGAGGACUACCGUAACUACCGUCGUCGCGAAAAGCCACCACGUAUUGAAGAUAAGGGACGUCUUGAAACACUUUUCAAUACACUUCAGACCCGUCUUCGUUUAUCCAAUCGUCCAGCUUUCCUUCCACGCGAUGGUCAUCUUAUCAAGGAUAUCAAUGCUGCAUGGGCUGGUCUUGAAGAUUCCGAAAAAGGAUUCGAAGAGUGGCUCCUUUCUGAAAUCAUGCGUCUAGAACGAUUGGAACACUUGGCUGAGAAAUUCCGUCGCAAGUGUGCUCUUCAUGAGGAAUGGGCCCAUGGAAAGGAAGAUGCUCUUCGUAGCAACGAUUGGAGAAGUUGUGGACUUUACAAGAUCAAGGCUCUUCGGAAAAGACAUGAAGCAUUUGAAAGUGAUCUUGGAGCUCAUCAAGACCGUGUUGAGCAAAUUGCGGCAAUUGCCAGAGAGCUCAACAACCUCCGUUAUCCAGAUAUUGGUCCAAUCAAUGCACGUUGUCAAGCAAUUUGCUCUCAAUGGGAUCGUCUUGGACAACUUUCCUCAAAGAGACGUGAGACUCUUGAAGAUGCUGAAAGAAUUGCCGAACGUCUCGAUUCACUCUAUUUGGACUUCGCCAAGCGUGCUGCUCCAUUUAACAACUGGCUUGAUGGAGCUCGUGAAGAUCUUGCUGACUUGGUAAUUGUUCAUGAAAUGCGCGAGAUUGAAGAGCUCGUCAAUGCUCAUGAUCAAUUCAAAUCUACAUUGGGAGAUGCUGAUCGCGAGUUUUCAAGCAUCAAUCAAAUCGAGCAUGAAGUUGAACAUCUUGUCACUUCACAUGGACUUGAUCGUGAAUUACUCCGCAACCCAUACACUGAUCUAUCAGCUUCCGAUAUUCGCAGAAAAUGGGGAGAGGUUCAAAAUUCAGUGCCAAGAAGAGAUUCGCAGCUUCAGGCCGAGUUGAAGAGACAGCAAAACAACGAACGUCUCCGUACAAUCUUCGCCGAGAAGGCUAAUCAAGUGGGACCAUGGCUUGAGAGAGAACUCGAACAAGUUCUCGCUAUCGGACUUGGUGGUCGUGGGCGUCUUGAAGAUGCAAUCCAACAACUUCGUUCUAUUCAACGAAAUGUUCUCGGAUACAAACCAAAUCUUGAUGAGCUUGAACGAGUUCAUCAAGAAAUGCAAGAAAACUUUGUAUUUGAAAACCGUAAAUCUCGUUACUCAAUGGAAUCGCUUCGUGUCGGAUGGGAAACUCUCCUUACCAGUAUCAACAAAACGAUUAAUGAAUUCGAAAAUCAAGUAUUGCUCCGUGACAGUAAAGGAAUCAGUGAAGAACAAAUCGCUGAGUUCCGUGCGUCAUUCAGUCAUUUUGACAAGGAACGUGCUGGUUUGGACCCUGAACAACUUAGAUCUUGCCUCAUUUCCGUUGGCUAUACGAUCAGACCAGGACGUGAAGGCGAUGCGGAACUUCAUCGUGUUUUGGCACACGUUGAUCCAAACCGGAUGGGACGUGUACCAUUUGAGGCAUUCCUCGAUUUCAUGACCAAAGAAAACUCGGAUCAAGAUACGGUUGAACAGAUGAUUGAUUCAUUCAGAAUACUUGCAUCUGGAAAGACAUUCAUAACCGCUGAUGAAUUGGAACGAGAAUUACCACGCGAUCAAGCAGCUUACUGUAUGGCACGAAUGGCUCCAUCAAGGGAACCAGGAGCACCACCACGAUCAUUCGAUUACGUCACAUUCAGUCGUAGUCUUUAUUCACAAUAAUUGACAUUUUUUGUUUAUUUUUGAAAAAUUUAAAAAUUUCUAUGAACCUCUUUCCUUUUAAAUUUACAUAAUCUCGUUUUCAUCUUUCUUGUCCUUCAUAUUCUUUCAAUGUUUCCCUAUACAGUGUCUCCCCAAGCACACAUAUUUUUUGGUAACUACAGUAAUCUUUUUUCAUAGUGUAUAUACCUUAUUAACAUGUUUUUUCUGGCUUUCCCCCAAUUUUUCAAUACUUUAAAGUUAUUCAAGGCAUCGGUGACAAAAUUACCGGACACAAAAUGAAACCAACAUAUUACUGCGCGAAUCUUUUUGUCUUUUCUUUUUGAGAUCGUUAGAGUUUUACUAGUUUUUAUUUUUCUAAUUUCAUCCAUUUUCUCUGCUAAUAAAUUAUAACUAAUAAUUUUA